AUGUCGACAUGGGUCUAUGGGGGUUUAAUUACUACGUCCACGGCCUCGGAAGUCGGCCUCGACUGCGUUCCACAUGAUCGAGUUUCUCCUCCCAUUGACAUUUGGGUUAUAUUUGCGAAGCCUAUUACCACCAGGCCUUUCUCGUCAUACAAUUUCUCUGAUUCGAGCCGUAUCUGGAGGCAAAUAGGCGCUAUCACUCUUGAUAUCAUGGGAUUCCCCUAUGUUCUCAAGGCUGUAGCGAUACUCGCCUUCGUACGUACUGUUGCUUCAAGGACAACAAGCUCCGCAUCAGAUUUGAGAAAUGACUACGACUUUGUUAUCGUCGGCGGAGGAACUGCGGGGUUGACUAUUGCAAACAGACUGACCGAGGAUGAGACAACCACUGUUUUGGUGAUCGAAGCCGGACCGAUCUAUCCAUACGAAAAGGAAGUCGUUGUUCCAUACUUUUCAGCAGCUGGCUACAUGAGGCCCCUGUACGAAUGGAACAUAUCAACUGUCCCGCAGCCUGGCUUGAACUACCAGGAAAUUUUGUGCAACCAAGCAAAAGUCUUGGGCGGUGCUUCAGCUAAGCACGCUUUGGUUUUCGACCGACCUUUACCUGGAGAUCUUAACGCGUUUACUUCUCUUGGUAUCGAUGGUUGGGAAUGGAAAGAUGUUAUUCCCUUUUUCAAGAAGUUUGAAACCUUUGCAGAGCCUCCUCCGGAGAAGAUAGAAAAGUUUGGUAUCACGUUUGAUCAUCAGUGUCACGGAUAUUCCGGGCCACUUGGCGAAGGCUGGAAUGAAUAUAUCUUCCCUGACGAUGACAAAUUUCUGUACGCACUUGACGCCAUGGAGAUACCUCGUGCUCACGAUCCAUCGUGUAACAAAAUGGGCUCGUUCAUCUGUCCGUCGUCACUGGACCAAGCCAAUCAAUCCCGCACAGAUUCGAGAACUGCUUACUAUGACCCGAUUCGAUUUCGGGCUAACCUUGAUGUGUUGUACUUGAAUCAGGCAACCAGGAUCUUGACAGAGAAUCAUGGAGACCAGAUCAGAGCCACAGGUGUUGAGUUCGCCACAAGCCGCAACGCUACCCGUCACGUCGCUAUAGCCACUAAAGAGGUUGUUGUAUCGGCGGGAGCUUUGCGCUCACCCCAUCUACUUCUCCUAUCUGGGAUUGGCGAGGCGAACAGACUUGCCCAACACAACAUUACUCAGAUCGUGGAGGUUCCAGGAGUAGGCUAUAACCUUCAAGACCAGUUUACUGUUCCCCUUUUUUAUGAUGCGAAAAAGGGGACGGAGACUUCGGACGACGAGAAAAACUCCACGUUCAUGGCUGAACAAGAAAGUUUAUACUAUUACAACAGAACAGGACGUUGGACAAGAGGCUACGCCUCCGUGUUUUCUUAUCUAACCGUCUCUAACCUCACAAACAUCACUGGAGAACAGCCGUUUACCUCGCAGUAUAAUAGUACUUUCGAUGAAGCUACUAUCACGAGCGACACCCCAAGAACGGUUGCUGCGGGCUACCGUAAACAGUGGGAUGUUCUUCGCGACACGCUUGAGAGAGGAGAUAUGGCGGCUUGGGAGAUCACCUUUGUAGGAGGUGGCAAGAUCCUUACCGCCACACACCUUCACCCUUUCAGUCGCGGCAACGUCUCGCUCGCGUCUUCGGAUCCCUUUGAUAAUCCAGUGGUGGACCCUCGCUUUUUGGAUCACCCCGGUGAUUACGAGGCGCUUUUCGAAGGCGUCCGCCUUCUGCGCCGCAUCGCCGCCACCGAUAGUGUGCUGAACGUCUUACAGCUUGUUGAAAGCAAACCUGGUCUCCACGUUACCACUAAUGACGACUUAAGACCCUGGAUUGCGCAAGGAAGCGCAACUGGCAACCAUUAUACUGGGUCCUGCGCAAUGUUGCGUCUGGAAGAGGGCGGCGUGGUCGAUUCUUCUCUGAGGGUGUACGGAGUUUCCAACCUUCGCGUAGUCGAUGCUAGCACAGUUACUGUUGUACCCUCCGGGCAUAACCAGGGGAUUGUCUACGCUUUUGCAGAGAAGGCCGCCGACAUGAUCAAACAGGAUCAUGAGAACUAG
Colletotrichum lupini is the source of this 2064-nucleotide messenger RNA. RefSeq lists its product as uncharacterized. The record is from RefSeq and is a predicted model, not a curated record. Gene Ontology annotation, biological process: secondary metabolite biosynthetic process. The transcript is spliced from 10 exons. Bases 1 to 2064 code for a protein of 687 amino acids. NCBI's taxonomy places the organism in Eukaryota, Fungi, Ascomycota, Sordariomycetes, Glomerellales, Glomerellaceae. Gene Ontology annotation, molecular function: flavin adenine dinucleotide binding; oxidoreductase activity, acting on CH-OH group of donors.